Molecule: messenger RNA, 1232 nt
Organism: Sesamum indicum (sesame)
Lineage: Eukaryota; Viridiplantae; Streptophyta; Magnoliopsida; Lamiales; Pedaliaceae
Source: RefSeq, a predicted model, not a curated record
UUCCCCAGCGUUACUUUCAAUCUCUGCAGCUUACUUGGCUUUCGCGAGCGAAGAAAUCUCCAGGACCAGGUGUUUCUUCUCCCAGAAAUAUGAGGGAUCCUUGGAUGAUUGUUAAUUCCUUUUGAACUGAUAAGCAGAAGAUUUAUGUGUGCUGUGAGUCAUUUUCCAUUGCAGCGUUGAACUAAGAUAUAUCAUCAAUAAAAGGGCUGGGACAUAACAUCAUCGACCAACAUGGAUCAUGUAGACCAGAGGCAGCAAUUGACACACCAGAGCCAGCAACAACAGCAACCAGGGGUAGGAGUUGUAUCAGGAAGCGGGCCUAUGGCUUAUUCUACUCCCCCUUAUCAGACAGCAUCAAUGUUGGCUACUGGCACUCCAGCUGGGACAGUUUCUUCUCCAACGCAACCUCCAACUGGUUUUGCCCCGCAACAACAGCUCGCCUACCAUCAAGCCCAUCAUUUUCAUAAUCAACAGCAACAACAGCAACUUCAAGCUUUCUGGGCGAAUCAAAUGCAGGAAAUUGAUCAAACUACUGAUUUCAAGAACCACAGUCUCCCGCUCGCUCGAAUAAAAAAGAUAAUGAAGGCUGAUGAGGAUGUCAGGAUGAUUUCUGCUGAAGCUCCUGUUAUUUUCGCCAAGGCAUGUGAGAUGUUCAUCUUGGAGUUGACUCUGCGAUCUUGGAUCCAUACGGAGGAAAACAAAAGGCGGACUCUUCAGAAGAAUGAUAUAGCAGCUGCCAUUUCAAGAACUGAUGUUUUUGAUUUUUUAGUUGAUAUUAUUCCUAGGGAUGAACUGAAAGAAGAGGGGCUUGGCAUCACCAAGGCUGCAAUUCCAUUGGUUGCAUCUACAACAGAUUCUCUGCCGUAUUACUAUGUGCCCCCCCAGCCUCAGGUGGGAGCCCCUGGGAUGAUAAUGGGGAAGCCAGUUGAUCAGGCUGCUCUCUAUGCCAAUCAGCAGCCUCGACCUCCUCUUCCUUUCAUGCCGUGGCCACAAUCUCAUAUCCAGCAUCCGUCUCAGCAGCCACCACCCCAGCAGCAACCAAGUGACUCAUGAUUGAAAAGAUCAGUUGUAUUUUGGUGGACCUCUUUGAAGACAACUUCAGAAGUGUUUAUUAUUGUUUGGAAGUUGUAGUAUUCUUAGUUGUUGUGGAGUAAGAGCCCCGUGUGAAUGUAGAGAAGGUGAAUUUAAGAUAGUUUAUCAUGUAUAUUGCAUGUGCCAGGGGUAAGGCUCAA